UUUCCGCACAUUCUUGUGACUCACAAAGUUCUCAGGAAACAGGGAAUUUCUAGUGCAGUUAGGGAAAUUUCUGGAGCGGCGUGAGAAAUUUCGAAUUUGGGCGCAGCCUGGAAAUCCACAGGUAGGUGUUUCAGUGACCCUCCAGCUUUCCGGGCCGUAACUUCGAACUCCGAAAGGGCGGUGUCACCCUUCGCAAGUUUUCAGUCGAGAAUUUUUUUCGCGACACUCGGGCAAAAAAUGUUUUUGCCAAAAUAGUAAUAUUUGGAGUAAUUUCCAUCGUCUGCUAAGUAUCAUAGUUGAAGAAAAUAAAUACAUGAAGGAUAUUCAAAGACAUUGCGAUAGUCGUUGAAUGUUAAUACAGGGAGUACAGUGACAGUUUUAGAACAGUAAUUAUUUACUAAAAAAACAGCAAAGACAUAGACUCAGACAUCAAACUCUAAUAAAGACAACAUUACAGAGUUAUUGUUAAAAGUGAAGUGUGGAGUUGAAAAUAACUAUUGUAGGUACUAUUAUCGUUGUGCUUGUGAGAUAUUAUUCAGGAUAAGCAAUAGAAGAGGGCGACAUCAUUGAGCGAGUGAAGCUGAAACAUGGACUUGAGCUAGCGCUGCAGUGGUUUAGACUUGGAAGAUAUGCAGUGGCGAUACAUUGGAUUAUUACUCUUGCUUUUGGCUGUAAACGUGACCGGACUGCCAGGGCCGCAGAGCGGCACCCACGGUCAACCGCAGGCGGGGUCGCCGAGCACCCCGGGGCCACACGGCGGCAUCAUACGGCGCGGUCGCGGCUGGCGCGAAUGGCGGCGGGGCGAUCCGCAGCUCAUCAACACACUUUGGAAGAGCAAAACGCCUUUGGGCAACGCCGAGUUCUACAUAAUCCUGGCGCUGCUGAUCGGGCUGGUGACGGUGGUGAUAGGCUGCUGGCUGUCGGACAACUGCUGGUCACCGGAGCCGGAGAAUCUGAUUGCCACCGCAUAGCCAAGCGUCGUCCGGUCGCUGGCGGCCGCCCCCCUGCACCUGCCGCCUCCGCCGCCCCUCUGCACGCUGCUGCCACCUCCGGAGGCCGAGCCCACCCUCAACCAUACGUCGGGGACGGUGCGCCUCUGCCAGACCGGAUAGCACUGCGAGCAGCACGGCACCGACCGGCUGCUUCUCACCAACAGCGCCUUUGUCAGCGACGACGAGCAGGAUGACGUCAUCAGCGAGUGACCGGAACAAAAUGGCGGGGUGCGCAGACAGACUGCGCACUGCCAUAGGCAUCAGCAACGCUGCUGCACAUCCCGUCAUGCGGUCGGCAAAGACAACAAAAGUGCUCAUGCUCACCACCACAGUGCAAAAAAUCAAAGCAACAACUUCGAACACAGAGACCAUCACAAGUUCACAUCAGUUAGCAGAAGGUUGACCCUACCAUUACCCAUCAGAAGCAGUGAUCAGAACAUGUGUAAAGACUGCCAAAUUGCUCGUUUGCACUCCAAAAAUCUCUCUAAAAGGUUGACCAUACCAUUCCCCUCCAGGAAAACUCAUCAUCGAAACUCAUGUGACAUUUCGACAGGAGAACUGAGAGGUUUCCCUUCAAAAUGUGCCAAACAUCAUCAAUCAAUUUCCCAAAGUUUAAGGAACAAAAAUCCAGACACAAAGAUUCCUCCAGCUAAUAGUAGAUUGACCAUACCAUUCCCCACCUCUAAGCAGAAUGGCAAUGCACUGUUCAAACGUGAAAAAAAUGGACCAAACACUUCCAUCUUCAACAGUUUCAAACACAAACGUACGAACCAAAAGUUCACCACAGCUGGUAGGAGGCUGACGUUUCCAUUUCACAAUAGGAGUAGUAAUAAAAAAGUAUGCAGGGACAGUGACAUUGCUUGUGUGCAUACAAAUGCAUUGAAGGACACAGGUGAAAAGUACUUCCAGGUUACCAAAAGAUUAACCAUGCCAUUCACUACAAGAAACAAUUCAAGUCUAAAAUCAGAGAAGUGUGACAUUUCCUGCAUAACAAGUGAAUAUUAUAGAGGAGAAUAUGUUCAAUCAGCAAUCUCGCCUAACAGCAGAAGAUCAACUAUUCAGCUUCCCACCAGGUUCAGUAACGGAGCAAAACCUGAUACUACAAUGAUACAGAUACCACCAAGUAGCAAAAGAUCAACAAUUCCAUUCCCUACCAGACACAGUCAACACAAUACAAGCUCAGAAAGGUGUGGAAUCGCAUGUGUUACAAAGGAAAAAAAGAGUGAGAAUUUAUUUAGAGACUACCAACACAAGUCACUCUACCAAACAGAUAUCUAUGAGACUAUGGACAAGAUUCCUCCUUUGACUGGAAUAUCUCCACCAAGUCCGCCAAAGUACUACUGGAACAGAAAAAGGUUUCAGAGAACUUGGCCUCACAUCCAUAGGGAUGAAACGACUGAUGGAGCUGCAAAGAAUGUAGAAUCAAAUGAUGAAGAAGCGGGAUGGAAUGGAACCUCUCCGAGAGCUAAGAAAAAUAGUUGGAAAAUAUAUGAUAAUGAAAGCACACAAGAAAGAAGUACCAGCAAUCGAUACAUACGAUGGUUUUCCACAAAAUGGCACAGGAAAACUCCAGACUCAAAUGACAUGGAAAAGCGGCGUCGGAGUUUUCCUGACGACCUCAGUGGUUACAUAAAGUGGAUAUCAACCAGGGGGCGACACAAAGUGAAUUUCCAGUGGUUGGAGUCUGAGAAGAAGAAAAGCUUGUUUGGCGAAUUUGAAGGUUUACGUUCGAAUCUUGUGAAACAAUCGGUCAGCUUAAAUGUUGAUAGGAAAUGCUCAAGAGAUUGCUCCACUAUUGACGGUAGAAACCUAGGUAGCUGUCACUUGCAUUGUCAGAGUCAGUGCACAAACAAUUUUCCAGUAAAACACAAACUAUCAAAGCGAUAGUUUCGAACAACAUGCAAAAGUAUCAAGAUUCUUCAUUUCAAUCCGAAAUUUUGUAAAUAAUUCAUCAACUACUGUAAUAACUAUAAUUAUUCAAACAAUACUAUCGAUGAUUGAAUGUUGUAGUUUCCUAUUUGAAUAACAAGAAAACUUGAGUGUGCUAAUAAUUAGUGAUCUAGUAUUGUGGAAAAAUCAAUACUGUGUAAAUAUAUGCCAUUUUCCUUGAUAUGAAUAUUUGAAUAAUGUUUAUAUAUCUUUGUUGUUUGGUAAGUUUUGAGAUUUAAAGGCGAGUAUACUUGAAAAGAUAAAGAACUGACCAAAUUGUGAGAAUAGAAUGAGUUGGUGGUUUUACAACUUUUUCUAAAAUUCAUAUGUUUUCUCGUUUAUUGGAAAUUAUAUUAUCCAGAUUGACUUUGAAAUUAUUUUCUUACAUUUUUCCAUGGAAUACUUUAUUACGGUACUUAUCGCAUUUGAAAUGUUAAUGAGUUUCACAUGGAUAGCUACAUUGACACGGAGAAUAGGUUUGUGAUUUGAACAUGUACUAUUCUAGAAUUUCUCGAAGAUUCUAUAAAAUUGAAAUGAAAAUGAUAACGGAAUUAUCAACUUUGGAAUAAUAACAGGGUUUUAUUAUAGCCUUAAUAUUAAAACCUGAUGAGCUAUAAAUUGUGUACUUUAGAGCAAUGCCUUUUUUAAACAGUACCGUGCUAAAAAUCAAAAAGUAAAAGUCAUUUUCAAGUCUCAGUAAAAAUAAAAUAGCCAUAUAUGAACUAGAAGGGAGUAACAAAGUAAUUUAAUAUUACUCAAUGUAUCUAGAACACAAAGUAUUCUAGGUACAUUGAUAUUACUUACUUAGUUUGCUCACUUUAAUUGAUAGCCGUAUGUUGUAUCGUAUUUUCUGUAGCCUAUUAUUUUACAUAAUUAAUACUUUUCUAAAGUUUAUUAAAACUCCAUCAUCACUACUGAUUUUUUUUUAAAUAUUUAAGAUUUUUUUUCAGUUGAAAGUAUGUUCUUCCAUCAUAUUGUUAACGAAAAUGAAUAAGAUGGUUGAUGAUUUUGGCUCAAGAAUCUAUAUUUCCUAUGCUGUAGAAUUCGUAGAUUUGCCAAAUUCAAAUUUUUCCUAAAAUUUCUACAAAAAGGCCUCUAAUGCUCAACACUUCAUGAAUGUAAAAAGUAAGAAGUGCAAUUCCUGAAUCAUUAAUAAUAUAUGAGACAAUAAAUCCAUUGCCAAUUCACCAAUCAACUAUAGAUGGAGGACCAAUCACUGAAGCGGCAAUCAGAAAAAUGAUUUUUACUUUGGAGUAAAUCUAAAACGAAAAAAUAAUACAGCAGCAUAACAAAGAACUUGAACUCAAUAAUGCUGCAUAAUGAUUAAUUACUCCCUAAGAAAAUUGAAACUCUGUGAAUGGUUUUCAUUUUUAUGGAUAGAUACUUCAUCACUAGGGGAAGGCAACAAUGCUUACAAAAAUCCAAUGUUGUCAGAAAAUUUGUAUGUGAUCAUAUUUUAAAUAAGUUGCAGUCAAUUAUUGAAGGAAUACAAUGUUAUGAGUUUAAUGUCAUCAAUGCUUGACACACUUUUUUCAGAAACAGUUAUCUGAAUCAAAAGAGACUUAUGAGAGUCCCUGUCUAAAUAUGAUCAAAGUCUCAAAUUAUCAACCAAUAAACUAAUACAAAAAAUCAAAGUGCCAAUGAUUCAUCACCUGAAGACCUAUCAUUGAAUACUUCAUUCAAUUGUAUGAUAUUAUGAUUCGAGUAUAAUCGGCUUAAGGAAAAGUGAAUUGAAAAUAAGAUAAGAACAAUUUCAAUUUUACUAUAACUCACAGCUUUAUCUCCAUGUUCACUUGAACAAAUUCAAAUUUAUUACAAUAACAGUCAUUUCACAAUCAUAGUUUUGUGUUCUCAACGUUAUUUUGCUCAAUCAUAAUAGAUGAAGUUGAAAAGACUAACAGAUUGCAUCAAGGUACCUAGAAUACAGUAUUGCAUGGUACAUUGAAUUGCAUGGUAACGAAAUCGAUAUUAACGAAAAGUGAAGCCAGUUACACACACACAUAAAUCGAUUUUUGCAUGGACGUUUGAUUUUUUGCCGUCCUUAUGAAUUCUACCAGAUUAAACGGAACUUGACAAACAUCAACUAUUUGAUAACAACUGUUCAAUCUAAUGGAAUUCGUGAGGACGGCAAAAAAUAUUGUACCUACGUUCAAAAAUCGAUGUGUGUUUGUGUGGCUUCACCGGCUUAACUGGACUGAGGGCCUUCAUCGAACUAUUUGAAAUCUUACAGUAUUAGCAGCGAUCACACUGGAGUUAAUAACACGAGUUAUUAACAAAAUGUUAUUAACUUAACUGAAUCAUCGAAAUUUUUUCUUAAAAGUUAAUAACUCGUGUUUUUAACAGAAAAUUCCUUGUUAUUAGAGAAAAUAUUAACAUAGCCUAAAUGUUAAUGACUUUUGUUAUUAACAUCAGUCAACAACAAACAUUUUAAAAACUUGUGUUAUUCGUCUCCGCUGUGACGCAGCUUAAGUAACCAUAAGAAUAAUAAUCAAUGUUUAAAUUUUUUUUCAUCAUGAAAUUGUGAAAAUGCCAAAAACUGUAAAGGCCUACCUUUUCUAUUGUAAAUUAUCGCAUGAAUCAAAUUGUAUAAAUAAAAAGUGAGACGAUUGAGGAGUGAGUUGAUAGAUGCUCAAAGCUAUGAAGAGCUGAGGAGUUAUUGAAAAGCUCAAAUAAAUUAUUAUCUAUAAAAUUUAUCCUUCUAUUGUAAUAAACCAAACUGUAUAUUGUAUCCAAGUGAAUAAAUGUUCUACUAAUUUGUAAA
This is a messenger RNA of Nilaparvata lugens (brown planthopper), 5682 nucleotides long. RefSeq lists its product as uncharacterized. The record is from RefSeq and is a predicted model, not a curated record. The transcript is spliced from 6 exons. The coding region runs from base 630 to 971 and encodes 113 amino acids. Lineage: Eukaryota; Metazoa; Arthropoda; Insecta; Hemiptera; Delphacidae.